Messenger RNA from Euleptes europaea (tarantolino), 1029 nucleotides. It is a transcript of the gene MRPL1, whose product is annotated as mitochondrial ribosomal protein L1. NCBI's taxonomy places the organism in Eukaryota, Metazoa, Chordata, Lepidosauria, Squamata, Sphaerodactylidae. The coding region runs from base 1 to 1029 and encodes 342 amino acids. The transcript is spliced from 9 exons. The record is from RefSeq and is a predicted model, not a curated record.
AUGGCGGCGCUCGUGAUGAGAUGCUGUCUGAGAGCAGUUGCCAUUAACUGUCCUAGCCAUAUUUUCUCCAGAAUUGGUAAACAUUCUGCAGUGCUACCUACUUUUGCUAACUCAUUGAUCUCUAAUAGACCCUUUUCUGCAAAGAAACAGUCCAGUAAAACAAAAUCCAAAAGUGGCACCAAAGGGAAAACCUCUGAACCGGAACCUGUCCAAAAAAAGAAACGUUACAAACCAGUCUUGCCGUGCGGGCCAACAGAUGACGUCUACUUGACGUGGUGCUACCAGAGACCGAUUUAUGAAGCAGAAACGGCUGUAGAGAUGCUGAAGAAGUUUCAGCAACUGGACUUUACUAACCCCAAGCAGUAUGUGUAUGCUGAUAUCACCCUGGAUAUGUCAAUGGACAAGAAGAAACCAGUGGAGCCGUUUGAUGCUGUUGUUCUUCUACCCCAUCAAUUUGUGGAUGACCUCCACAAGGUUUUGGUAUUCACAGAGAAUACAGAUGAAGCUGUUCUAGCAAAAGAAAAUGGAGCUGCGUUUGUAGGAGGGUUCGAAUUAGUGAAGCCCAUUUUAGAUGGUGAAAUCCAAGCAGACUUUUAUGUAGCCGUGCCUCCAAUGUUACCCAAGCUUAACAGCUUAAGGACCGUACUGAAAGACAAGCACCCGAGGUCUAGAAACGGGUCUGUUAGCCACGACAUUCUGAAGAUGCUCAACUUCUUCAAAGUAUGCCACGAAUACAGAGUUGAGAAAAAUAACAUCAUCAGCAUGAGGAUCGCAAAGCUGGAUAUGCCGAAUGAUCAGAUACUUGCCAAUCUGGAUGCGGUUAUUAAGGACGUGUGUAAACACAAACCUUUGAGCUAUGGCUCCUUCGUGACGCGCUUGAUUAUUCGGAGUGCAACCAGCGAAGGGUUAGAUUUAAAGUUUGAGCGCUUUGUCCCGCAAGAAGCUUUGAAAGGAAAAGAGGAAGAGAAAGCCAAAGAAGAGGAGGAUGAAGACAGUGGUGAGGAAGGAGAGAUGCGGGAGUCCCAGUAA